Cicer arietinum (chickpea) is the source of this 1562-nucleotide messenger RNA. RefSeq lists its product as uncharacterized. The record is from RefSeq and is a predicted model, not a curated record. Lineage: Eukaryota; Viridiplantae; Streptophyta; Magnoliopsida; Fabales; Fabaceae.
GAAUAUAUUCACUUGAAAACGCAAGUAAGAUAUAUCCCCAAACUUCAUUUCUUUCUUGUUUUCUUUCAUUCUCGCACUGUGUGGAUUUUGUUAUUCAUGUUGUGAUUUUGGUUUCUUGAACGAUUGUUGCUUUUCUUUGAAGAUUCCAAUUCCAUUCACAUAAAAGUUUUAUCGUUGAAAGUGAUCUAGCUGCUAGCUUGAGAAAGGGGGAAGGGAGUUUAAUUCCAGAUGUAUGUUUUGGAUGAACAAGUGAGUCUUAUCUGGAAGCAAGCGUGUUUCAAUAUAAAUUCAAAUUUGCAGUUCUAUCGUCUCUUACUUUCACCCAAAACCAUCCGGACAUUGCCGGCCAUCACCCAAGACAACCGACAUUCCUCUUUCCGGCAACAUCCUUCCUUCUUUCUCAAUCGUGUAGUUCUGGGCACUAAAUAGCAGCCCUGCAUGAAGCAUGAACAACAAUAACCAUAACAAUAAUCACAACAACAACUCAAGAAACGGCAACGGAACCACACAGGCUUGUGCUGCUUGUAAAUACCAACGUAGGAAGUGCGGUCCAACCUGCAUCCUAGCACCAUAUUUUCCUCACGAUCGUCAACAGCAAUUCUUGAAUGCCCAUAAAUUAUUUGGUGUUGGUAAAAUCACCAACAUGAUCAAGAAUGUUCCGCCUAACCUUAGAGGCGCAACCAUGAGUACAAUUAUGUAUCAAUCUGAUUUGCGUGCUCUUGACCCUGUUGGUGGUUGUUAUGGACAAAUUCAACAGCUUCAAUCUCAGAUUGAAUUUUUCAAUUCUGAGCUUCUUUUCACCCUUCAACAACUUGCUCUUUUUAGAGGCCAAGUUCAUAAUAACAAUGCUAAUCGUCAUCAUCAUCAUCAUCCUCAAUAUGGCAUCAUUAAUAAUAAUAUUAUUCCUCAACCCGCCCAAGUACUAAAUCAAUCUCAACAGCACCAGCAUUAUGCUGAUGAAAUGAGUAUGUCACAACCACAACAACAGCAACUACAUGAUGAUGUCAACAACCUCAAUCUCAAUCCAAAUUAUGUUCCUUUACAAGAGGACCUUAAUACGUGGGUCGAUUCUAUACCGUUGUCGCCAUUAACGUUGCAGGAUAACAGAAAGGAGGAAGAAGAUGAACAAGAACAAGAACAGGUUGGUGAUGAUUAUGCAAAUGAUCAGAAACCCGUUCUUGACUUAAUUACUGAAAUGAAUUCUUCGGAUAAUCAUUAGUAUUGAUUUAGGGCACCAGUGAUGAUGAUGAUGAUGCAGUGAUAAUGAUGAUGAUGAUGCGGUUUUGUAAAAGGAGAGGGGUAUACGACUGCAUUGAUUGGAAAGGUGCAGCAAUAACUUUGUUUAUUCUUUCAAAUUAGCACAGUUUCUUACUAUUUUUUGCAGUCUUUAGACUUAGAGUAUUGCCACUACAUUGUGUCCAAUUUUCAGAAUAGUAUUUUCUUUUUUAGACUUAGAGUUUGUAGUCUUGCAUGUUGCCGCCAUGUUACUGAUUAGAGUUUUUUUUUUUUUUUUGCGGCCGCAGCAAUGUUUCUUCUAAAAUAAUAAUAGCUCCUGUUAUAUA